ACGCCAUUAUGUGAUUCUGCGCAGAUGGUAAAAACAAGGCGAACUGUACACAAAGAAAAAAUAAAAACACUUUCUAAAGAAUUUUGUUCAAACUUAAACAUACAUCUGUUCUGUAAUAAUAUACCUAACCAAUGCCAUCGGAAGCAUGUACACCAUUCCAUAUGCUUAAGUUCGAGAUAAACAUCGCCAGCAUUGCUCAUAAUUCAAAGGAAAUGGAUUUUUUAUUUCACUGCUUUUAGUUAGAAAGUAGAGCACAAUGCAUUUUUGAAAAUACAUGCAGUUUAUAUGUUUGGUUGUAUUCUACAAUAUCGUGGGCUAGUAAAUUAACGACGUAGUAAGGUCACAAAUAUGGCGUGUAGACAAGAGUUGACGUAGAUUAUGUCCCCGGUCUAUUUGUGGUGGCUGGUAUCAUAUUAAGCGAAAUUGACAUAUUUUUACUUUGAGUAAUAUAUAUAAUUACGUGUAUAAAUAACCGACAAGUGAAGUGCAACUGAAGAAUUCUACUUCUACAGUCGAGAUGGUGAGAUGACGGAGAGGUUAGGGGAAGAAUAUGACGUGAUGUCAAAAAUAACGGAUUCUUUCAUCAAUAAUGAAAUUACAUGCAAUAAAACUUUUUCGAUGAAUUACGGCACAUUGUGUAUCGCCUUGAUAUGUUUUUUGCUGUUUCGUACAUUCCAAGAUUUUUAAAAUAAAAAUAGUGUGAAUGCAGGCAAAUUCAACACAUAUCAUAAUGGCAUUUUAACUUCGGCAUAGAAUGAUGAGAGAACCUGGAUAACCCAUUAAUGAUGGCAGGAGUAUUGUUAAAGCAUGAGCAGGGGACACAUUUGGCCAAGAAGAAGUUGAGCUGCACUGGUCCAUGUGUCCAACUUUCAAUUAAGACUAGUUCACUGAUUUUAGUGUAUUAUGUAUUGUCUAUUGGACUUACCUUCUAUCAACGCAGAUUUCUUCAGGAAUUCCACUUUCCCCUGUCUGUAGUGGUGUGUCACUUAGUACUAAAGUUUGUUUUUGCAUCCCUCUGUCGUACGAUUUGGGAAUGCUGCAGAUCAAAGCAAAGAGUUGUCUUGAAUUGGGGAAACUAUGUGAAAAAAGUGGCACCUACAGGAAUUUCAAGCGGACUUGAUGUUGGAUUGUCCAACUGGGGACUAGAACUAAUACCCGUGUCUUUGUAUACAAUGACAAAAUCUACAGCCAUUAUAUUUAUACUUGGAUUUGCACUUCUCUUCAGACUGGAAGAAAAGUCAUGGACCCUGUGUAUCAUUGUAGUCAUGAUUUCUGGUGGUUUAUUUCUCUUCACAUAUAAAGCAACAGAGUUCAACUUCCUUGGAUUCAUACUUGUAUUAACAGCAUCUUUCACAAGUGGACUUCGAUGGACCCUAGCACAGCUUGUGAUGCAAAAAUCAAAGCUGGGUUUGGAAAAUCCAGUAGAUAUGGUGUAUCAUGUGCAGACAUGGAUGAUUGUGGCCAUCCUCCCCCUUGCAAUUGGAUUUGAAGGCAUGGCACUGGCUAGCAACUGUAAAUUCUUCCGUUACCAAGAUGUGGCUGUUGUUAUCAUCACACUGUUGAAGAUUCUAAUGGGUGCUGUGUUGGCAUUCUGCAUGGAAGUUGCAGAGUUUAUGGUUGUCACACACACUUCCAGCCUGACCCUGUCUGUGGCAGGCAUUUUCAAGGAGGUGUGUACACUGGUACUGGCUGUUGAAACAGGUGAUCAGAUGAAUUUAAUCAAUGUUGUGGGCUUAUUUUUCUGUUUGGGAGGAAUUAUAUUCCAUGUUUUGCACAAAGCAACUAUUGCCAGCAGAAGAAGUAACAUGGAUGAAUUGGACGAAGACUCAUUCAACAGCGAGGGAGAUCCGAAACAAUUGGAUAACAGCUCAGAUUUACGAGUGCCUCUACUUGCAGAGUCAUCUGUCAUAUUUAGGCCAGGAAACAUUAACAGCACAGAUGAGAGUGAUGAAGACUCAUCAAAUGUUCUGUUUAACAUUUUACAAAGAAGGGACAAUCCACGGUAGCAUACUCUUGUUGCCUUCUUUUGUUUUUGUUCACAAUUUGGCAUUUGUAUUCCCAGUUGGUGGAAUGCAAAUCAGGGAAACAUUUUUAAUUAAUGGUUGCUAUAAACACAAUCUAAAAUUAUUUUUAUAGUUAGUGCUAGAAAUGUAUAUAAACAGUUGCAAAGCAAAGGCAUCUUUUAAUAACGUAAAACUGGAAAUCAUAGAAAUAAUAUUGCUUUUCAAUACAUUCCCACAUGUAUGUGAUGUAAUGUAAUGUAGCAUUAGUGUCUCUUAUCCUCUUUUAGUUAUUAAUAAAAUGUACCUUAUUUUAAAAUACGCAAGUUCAAAAAGAUGUCAGGCUGAUUUUCCUAAAAUACUGUAACACAGAUUAUGGUAGUUUUGAUACUGCAGCUCUGUGCAGAAGUUGUCGGGUGAAAAGUGCUUUAGUCAGUAUUAUGUACUUAAGUUAAUCUGACCAAACAAAGAGGUGGCAUCGCAACUCGAAGAAUGACAUACAGCAUUCACAUUAGAUGUUUUUUUCAUGCAAACAUAUUCACCAGUAUCCUAAUUCAUGAUGCCUCUUUGCUUGGUGGUAUUUAGACUGAUCCAACACAAAGUUUUGAAUAAUUAUUUGGCAAUGCUUUUUGCAUGUUAGCAAAAUAAAGUAACAGUGAAAAGUAAGACAAAUAUAAAAUUAACCAAAAUUGCCUGAAAACUGCACAAUAUAUUUUAAAUAGACACUGUUUAAAUACUAGCUGACUUUUAACAUGGGAAGUGUUUAUCCUUAUCCUAGUUUAUUUUGACACAUAUUUAAAGAAUAUCACAUUAAAUAAAAUGUGAAGUACAGAUUCCAAUACAACGGUUGCAUUUUUCAUAACAAAGCAUGUUUGUUCCUCAGAAUAUUGAACAUGUGUUCAGUAACUGUGAUUAUUAAUGGUAAAUGGAUGAUUUAUGUCAGUAUUGUUGUUAUUACUUUUAUGUUUGUUUUUGUUAAUAUGUAGGUUUGACAAUAUUUAUAAAACUCAGUAUGUGUUACCUAUAAUAUGCUUGUCAAAUUGAAGUGUGAUCUGAAGUUAAUUUUAAGCAUGUAUAAUUCUGGUUUUAAUUUUUUGGGGCAAGUACAGUAUGUCUUUUCUGAAAAAUGUUAAGUGUAGCUAAAUAUAUGAAAAUUUUGGUAAUAAACCGCUAGCACACUA
This is a messenger RNA of Zootermopsis nevadensis, 3181 nucleotides long. The record is from RefSeq and is a predicted model, not a curated record. Lineage: Eukaryota; Metazoa; Arthropoda; Insecta; Blattodea; Termopsidae.